AUGACAUCAAAGGGGCCCGUAAAGAUGACAAGAAGCGAGCUGUAUUCAGCUCUGAUGGAUAGCGAAGAAGAAGAAUAUUACAAAGAAUUAAAGCAAGAAGAGGAAGAACUAUUUAACAAAAAGGGAAGAUCAAAACUGCAAGAUUUAUCAAAUUCAUUCGGAAGCGAGAAUACAUACAAUGCUUCCGAUGGAGAUGAGGAUGAUGAUGAUGAAGACGACACUUUUGAAGGAACUCUAAGAAUGUUAGAGAAGAAAAAGAAAAAGAUCGAGGAAGAGAAAAUACCUGAAUUAAAACGAAGGCAGUCCCCCACACCUGAACUCAAAAAAGAACCAGAGGUGAUUGAGGACUUUAUUCGAAAUUUUUUGUCAAAGAAAGGAUUAGAAGAAAGUUUGCGAAUUUUCAAUGACGAAUUGUAUGAAAAGAAACAAAAAGGAGAAUUGGAUGAAUCUUCUGAUGCAGUACCUGACGUGUAUACACAGUUGCAAAGAGUUGAAGAGGAAUUACACUUUUGCAAAAAGCAACUGGAACAACAAAAACAAUUAUCUGAAAAUAUUGUUCAAAAGUUUGAAAAACUUAGGCGAGUGAAAGACCACCACAAAAUGAAUCACAUGCAAACUGUUCAAACUAGGGAUCAGCUAAGGAAAGAGUUAGAACGAAUGAAAAACCACUGUGCAAAAUACGAGCCAUUUAUUGCAGAAUUAACAAAUAAGUAUGACAAAGUUUUCAAAGAAAAAACGUUGGUCUGUCUUGAAAGAGAUAGACUUGUCAAUAGAGUGACAGAGCUCGAAAAUAUCAUUAGACAACAAAAUGGAGAGCCCUCAUCCCUAAAUAAUACUGCGAACAAUGAGAUGGAGAAGGUUAAAAAGACUAAAACUAUCAAGAAAACGAAAAAGAAGGAUUCAGUGUUACCGCCAGAGAAGAAAAAUCCUUGGAAAGAAAAGAAAAUUGCAAGGACAGUGGCAGAAACAUUUCAGCUCUCUCAAAAUUAUGAAAGCCACAGCAUGGCUAUUUCUGGAAUAGCUGUUCAUUCAAAGAAGCCUAUUGUGGCCACAGCAUCAGACGACGGCACAUGGAAAGCGUGGUCACUACCCUCUUCAAAAGUCAUUAUGAGUGGAGAGGGUCAUUCUGAUUGGGUGAGUGGAAUUGACUUUCAUCCAUUUGGAACUCAUUUGGCUACUAGUGGAGGCGACUGCUUAAUUAAGCUUUGGGAUUUCACAACUGCAAGCUGUUCAUUAACAUUUGAUGAUCAUACCCUUCCUGUGUGGGAUUGCCAAUUUCACUACAGUGGAGAUUUUUUAGUUUCGUGUUCGAUGGACCAAACUGUCAAAUUGUUUGACAUCCGAUCAGAGAGAUGUGUGACAACGUUCAGAGGACACAAAGACAGUGUAAAUAGUGUUGUUUGUAUUCCAUUCACCAAUACGCUGUUGACAGCAUCAGCAGACAAAACGUUGUCGUUAUGGGACAUGAGGGCAGACAGCAAGAAUCUUUGUGUUCAAACUUACUAUGGUCACAAAAACAGUUGCAACUAUGUCACUAUUAAUCUUCAAGGCGAUACUAUGGCUUCCACUGAUUGUGAUGGGCUUGUUUUAGUUUGGGAUUUGAGAACACAGAAAAUACGAAAUCAAUUUAAUAUCAGUGAUGUCCCAACCUCUGCAAACAAAUGUGCCUUCGACCCUAGUGGAAAGGUUUUAGCCGUGGCUUGUGCAGAUACGUCCAUUCGAUUAUUCUGUCCUGAUGGAAUCAAAGAAGAUGAACAGUCAAAACCAAAUUACACGAUAGGAGAGCUCAAAGGAAAUAAGGAGGCUGUACAAGUCGUCAAAUUUGACUCUGAGGGAAAAUUUGUGGUGAGUGGCAGCGACGAUGGCAUGUUGUGUCUAUUCAACAAUUAA
Naegleria fowleri is the source of this 1890-nucleotide messenger RNA. RefSeq lists its product as uncharacterized. Bases 1 to 1890 code for a protein of 629 amino acids. NCBI's taxonomy places the organism in Eukaryota, Heterolobosea, Eutetramitea, Acrasida, Naegleriidae. The record is from RefSeq and is a predicted model, not a curated record. Gene Ontology annotation, molecular function: protein binding. The transcript is spliced from 2 exons.